GGUGUGAAGGCAAUGCAAUUUAUUUAUAUAGCACAAUUAUGACACAGAUGCAAUUCAAAGUGCUUUACAUAAGCAUAACUAUACAAAACAAAUAAAACAGAAAAUACGACAGGUCAGUAAAAGCAGCCGACAGAGGGUGCUAGUGGACGCUUUUCCUCCCAACACGUGACGAAGGAGUCGAUAGGGACUCCCAGUGUGGAUAGCAGCACUGCUUGUCUGAACACCAGGUAACCACAACCGACUUAACCACUGAAGGUUUCAAUGGUGUUGGCUUGAUGGAAUCCAAGUGGGUGGCAGAGUGAUGGUCUAAGGACUCGCAGUCACGGAGGUGCUUGCGCGUGGAAUGUUGCGCUGGUCGGUGCACCUAGAAGGAGGGCCGCGGAGAGUCAACCAUGCUGCUGUGGCGGUGGGGCACAAGGUGUACUCCUUUGGAGGCUACUGCUCCGGGGAGGACUACGAGACACUCCGUCAGAUUGAUGUGCAUGUCUUCAACACAGUGUCUUUGCGCUGGAUGAAGUUGCCUCCACUGAGGACCGGAGGACAUGAACGUGCCCGUGAAGUGCCAUAUAUGCGUUAUGGCCACACAGCUGUGCUACUGGAUGAUAUUAUCUACCUCUGGGGUGGGCGUAAUGACACAGAGGGGGCCUGCAAUGUGCUUUAUGCCUUUGAUGUCAACACCCACAGAUGGUUCACACCCAAGAUUUCGGGUACUGUUCCAGGGGCAAGGGAUGGCCACUCGUCCUGUGUCCUGGGGAAGGCAAUGUAUAUAUUUGGAGGAUAUGAGCAGCUGGCGGACUGCUUCUCCAAUGACAUCCACAAGCUGGACACCACGACCAUGGUUUGGUCAUUAAUUAAUGCCAGGGGCACUCCGGCACGCUGGAGGGACUUCCACUCAGCCACUAUCAUCGGGACAAAGAUGUUCGUGUUUGGAGGGCGAGCCGACCGCUUUGGUCCCUUCCACUCCAACAACGAGAUCUACUGCAACAAGAUCAAAGUGUUCGACGCAGAGACCAACUGCUGGCUGAGCACCCCUUCGACACAGCCAUUGCCAGAGGGACGCAGGAGUCACUCAGCCUUUUCCUACAAUGGGGAGCUGUAUAUAUUUGGCGGAUACAAUGCACGUAUGGACCGGCACUUCAAUGACCUCUGGAAAUUCAAUCCAGAAGCCUUUUCCUGGAAGAAGGUAGAACCAAAAGGGAAAGGCCCAUGUCCACGGAGACGACAGUGCUGUUGUAUAGUUGGAGAACGAAUUAUCCUCUUUGGAGGAACCAGCCCCUGUCCAGAGCAAGGAAUGGGUGAUGAAUUUAACCUCAUGGAUCAUUCAGACCUGUAUAUCUUAGACUUCAGCCCUAAUUUGAAGACGUUAUGCAAAAUAGCUGUUAUUCAGUACAGUCUGGAGCAGUCAGGACUCCCUCAUGAUAUCAGGUGGGAACUGGCAGCCAUGACCACCAACAGCAACAUCAGCAGGCCCAUCUUCUCCUCCCAUGGCUGACACGGCAGAACGUGAAGCAGAACUAGGACUGAGGACACUGAGCUUUUAUCCUUCUAAUCAACUGAGCUCCAACAGACUGUUUUUGUAAAGUUUGGAUCUGUGUGGGAUAUAUUUUCCACAUUCUUCAAGUGAAAACUCAUUACUGACCAAAAUAUUCUCCGUAUGACUUCCUUGGACACCAUGAGCCCUCUCAUGUAUAAGGAUAUUUUAAACCUUGGGACACUGGUUACAUGUGACAGAAAAAGUUGACACCUGUUCACAUUUUUGUCUUCUUUCUAGCCUCUCUAGAAAUCCAAUCAGCCUAUGAUAAUCAUAGACUUCUAAUCUUAAGCACAGGAAGAGACAAGAACUUCAGCCAGAGGUCUUGGGAGCUAACCUCUUUGUUGUGGAUGUCGUCCUGAUGUCACACUUGACAGAUCUCCCCUAAGAGACUAAUGUGAGCAUUCUGUUCCAGAUAAAGAGACUGAGAUGGUCAUGAGUUUGUAUAUCUUGCAGGUCUAACUUUGUCAUAAAACCAUGUCAAACUACCAUGUCCAUUUGCGGGAAAUGAAGAUAUGUACACCGUAUAAGGACGGAUUGGACAUGACUAACUUAUUUGGCGUUAAAUGCAAGGAGAAAGAAGAGUAUAGGGUAUAUAAUGGUAUGCUUGUGAAAGGUUCUGUUUGACUGACUUUCAAUGCUUACUUUGUUCCCUACUUCAUCAUAACAUGGCGAGCACCUUUCUGCUCUCAAGUGUCUCAAAAGUGAUUUGCAGGGCGACUGAAGCGAGCCGUCUGUCCGCCUUGUAAAAUAAUCAAGUCCAUCUACCUCCCUCAAUAGCAUGUAUCAUUGGGUCUUUAAUAAGACUAGACAUCUACUCGCUACCCCUAUGCUAAACUUCAAUGUUCUGCACAUUGAUAGCUGUGUUGUAAUUCUGAUUGAACAUUAGGCUCUAAAUCACAUUCAGUCUUUUAAACUGCUGUGUGGACAACAUUUGUACCUAAAGCCUUUUCACACAGAAGUUUGUAUUAGAGUUUGAGUCGUAGUGUCACUGGAGGAGUGCGACUCACCUGCCACACCACACCACCCCUUAACCCUGUAGUUUGUUUUUCAGUGCCAAAUGUAGAAGGGAAUCAUGAUGCAAAUAUAUACUGUGUAUGUGUGUAAGCACGUGGUCCCGUCUACACAUAAUCCCGGCCCUGCUGCUUCAGUUUGCCUGUUGUGGGGGAGAUGAUCACUAAUAUGCAUAAUGUAGUUGUUACACUUAUAGACAAUCCUACAGCGAUCAGAGACUCUUCUCAUGACCACAGUACGGUAAAAAAUAACAGAAAAGUGUGCAUGUGUGUUUGACUACAAGCAAAGCUAAACCUGAGCAGAUUAUUAACGCAUAAGGGCUUACACACUCACCACACAGCUGGAAAAUGACUUGGAAUGGCUCAAAUUGGGGAUGUUUAUUCAGGUUGUGUGUUUUUAUUCUGAUUGCAAAUUUUAGAACAAACCUUUUAAAACACAGGAGUGGUGGUGGUGGUCUUUUUUAAAGCAUCUAUUGUAAUCUCCAUCCACUUUAGUCAAAGGAUAAGGUUGAGGAUAUUCUAUAUUUUUGACAUAGUCAACAAAUCCCAUAAAGACCAAAAGCUACGAUGUGUUAGUCCGUCUCUCAACACUUCCCUACCCUGUCUGUGGCUCUCAUUUGUUCCAACUCAAUAGUACCAACCUGAGGUUAAUUCAUUUCCUUAAACAGCUGGUCUAGUUUUUAACAGUUGUUACUCAAACAGAAGUAAAAAAAACAACACAUUUUUAAGAAUUUUUUUCAGUCGAGAAUUUGGUGCCCUUGCAAGUACUUCCGGCAGCAGGACGAUGUGUUUACUUUGAGUCGAUCUUAAACUAAAGUGGCCUUGGUCAUUGUAUCCCAGUACAGUGCUGUGGCUCAUUUAAUAAUAGUUUUUGGAUGAAGGUAAAAGUCUUAUGGAGUAAGCUAUACCAGGCUUUGGAUACACAGACAAUACUUGUUGGAUUAAUUCAAUGUUGGUUUUGGUGUUUUUAUGGGAUUGUUAACAAAAAGAAAAAUACAAAAUAUCACUUAUCCUUUGAAUUUUACAUAUAAGAAUAAUAAAUAAUACGACAUGACAUUGAAAUGUUUGACUUGGUGAGGAUGAAUAUACAGGCAAACAAAGUUGUAUUUAUACUGCCUAUUUAUUUAGCUGUGAAUAGGAACUGUUACUACACACUUGUGAGCUGUAUCAAUGCUUUUCAGUCCUGGUCUUUGGGACCAUGUGUUUUCUGUCCGGCCAGAUAGUUCAAUUGAAUCUGUAUCAGUCAGUUUCUGAUUAGCUGGUUAGAAUUGAACCCUUCAGGGCUCUAAGUCCCAAACAUCAGGAUUGGAUAACACUGUCCUACAAGGUAAAUGUUUACAAAUCUGUGUAUUUCAUGUGAAGCAGUGUAAACAAUCUUAAACACCAGAUAACUGCACUAAAGCCAAUCGUGGCAUGUCAGGCCUUACAGGGAAGAGACAUGUUGAUGCUGCUCUUUGCCUACGUAGAGUUCCAGAUGUUUGCCUGCCCAAACCAAGUCUGAAUUUUAUUAUAGACCGGUGGUGCCAAUGUGACUCAUAUGGACAUAUCACACACUUGAUAUUCCUCAGUACCCCCGUUACUUGGACUAUUAUAACAGCUAAUGCAGUGAAACCACAGGCAAGCUAAUCACAAAAGAAACUACUGGUGAACAAAUCAAACUCUUUAUGUGACACCAAAUGGACGUUGGCAAAACUGCUGUUAUUUUUUUUUCUUCCUUUUUUUCUAAUGUGUGGUUAGGGUUAGUCAUUUUUAUUUCAGGAAGAUUAUGGGUGAUGCCAUUUUCAGUCAAGAACUUUUCAGGAAUAUGACAUGAAGUAAAUAUUAAGUAAAUGACAAUGUAGACACUAUUGUCAAAAAUGAAAUACCUGCACAACAAAUUUCCUCAGUGAUGGUCACUCGCUUACCCUAAAUAUAUUACAUUUUUAGUGGCAGUGAUGUAAAAACCACAGCUUUUGAGGCUUCCCUGUUAUUUCUCAUUGAAUUUUGUGAAGAGGCUUCACCAAAUAGUUGCUCAAACUUGGCAGGGUGAAAACUGUCAAAAGGGCAUCAUUAAAUUAUAGCGCACACUCAAAGUUAUUCAGUGUGAGCAGUAAUUUUUUGCCAAGCAGAAGUACGUGACCCAACUGAUUUCAUGCCAAGAAGUGUAUUCUAACUUUAAGGCUUUACAGUAUAUGGUUGAAUAGUUCAUAAACAACAAAGAAUGCUUGAGGAAAAUAGAACAAAGUGUGGACUGUAUUUGGAUUUGUUUUAUACCUGUGCAGGCCCCCUAUGCUUACUGUUUUUAUUUUGUAUUUAACACAUUUUUCAGAGGGUUGGUCAGGACUUCCUGUGCAAUAUACUUUAUUACUGUAUCAACAAUAAAUCUGAGAACAUUACAUUUGUCAUUUUAAA
Molecule: messenger RNA, 4935 nt
Organism: Sander lucioperca (pikeperch)
Lineage: Eukaryota; Metazoa; Chordata; Actinopteri; Perciformes; Percidae
Gene: klhdc3
Product: kelch domain containing 3
Exons: 11
Coding region: 344-1492 (382 amino acids)
Cellular component (GO): cytoplasm
Molecular function (GO): chromatin binding; protein binding
Source: RefSeq, a predicted model, not a curated record